Messenger RNA from Paramormyrops kingsleyae, 6695 nucleotides. The record is from RefSeq and is a predicted model, not a curated record. Lineage: Eukaryota; Metazoa; Chordata; Actinopteri; Osteoglossiformes; Mormyridae.
CACUGCCUCUCUAUCUUGCCUGAUACAUGCAAGUUUAAUCCGUGGAAAGCGGGUCCGUGCCAGCAAGUGUGUGUGUGUGUGUGUGUGUGUGUGUCUGCGUGUACGGACUUUCUCCUGAUGAACGAAGACAUUUAUGUUCGACAGAACAAAAGGAAGCCUCUGCUGAACUUGUGUGCAACUGCCGGUGCUAUUGGACAUGCUGGUUCCCCACAGCUUCCUGAGCUUCUCUUUCUAGCUACCUCCGUAUUUACCGAUCUGCCGUUUGAACGGAACUGGUCAGUCUGACAUUUGGAUUAUUCAGUUAUAAGUUGGCGUUUGCCGAAUCUGUCGGCUUUAAUAGUGACUGGACACCGACUGGAAUCCCGGAUUCUAAUCGGAGAGAAAUUCACUUUCCUUUCGUGGUUUGGGCAGAAGAAGAAAAGAAUGGUAAAAUGAGCCCAUCUUCCUGAGAGGUGCCGGAAAAUUGCGCGUGUGUGUGGCAUCGUGUGUGUGUGUCCGCCCUGGAGUGUUAGUGUGGCCGUCCACCCAGAAAACGUCAGGGUCUUGGGGCUGGUACUGGGGGAGGAGACCUGACCCUGCCCCCUUCAGGGGAUGCGCGUUUGUGCCGGUCAGAAUUCUCCACCUGACUCCACCGCUGCCUCCUCUCUGGGUCUGGCACAGUUUGGAAACGGGAGCGUUUGAACCGGCACACUUGCGGAGGAGGACUGGGACACCUCAUUCUGGGCUCUGCAUAGAGGAGCCUCUCUGUGAGAAUCGGGUCUCCCUGCUCUGCCUCCAGCCACCCCCCGGGUGGGCUGGUGCAACUCCUGCACCCGCUGAGUGAGGGUCACCCGGGUCAGCAUGCAGGUCUCCUUCGUUUGUACGGAUCAUCGGGGCGUAAGCCGCAGCACCGAGGACCGGCUCAAUCGGCAGAACGCCAACAGCCCCGGCACGGGCACACGCAGCAAGUUCCGCACCGUGGCCAUGGUGGCCCGCAGCCUGGGUCAGCUUUCGGUGCAGACCGUCCCCUCCUCCAGCGACCAGAGCAUGAGGACGGGCAUGAAGUAUAGAAACCUUGGAAAAUCCGGACUGAGGGUGUCCUGCCUCGGGCUGGGAACAUGGGUGACGUUUGGGGGCCAGAUCACGGACGAGAUGGCCGAGCAGCUGAUGACUCUGGCCUACGAGAACGGCAUUAACCUGUUCGACACCGCCGAGGUCUACGCGGCGGGAAAGGCUGAGGUCACCCUGGGAAACAUCAUAAAAAAGAAAGGUUGGAGGCGUUCCAGUCUGGUCAUCACUACAAAGAUCUUCUGGGGCGGAAAGUAUGGCAUUUGUCUCCUGUCUCAUUCUCAGACACAUACGUCAUUCAUCUUCUGUCCCUCAUGCAUACACACACACACACACACACACACACACACACACACACACACAGCCAUUUUCUUUGGAGGAGGAGUGAUAUCAAAAGUUAUUCUGUCCUUUCCGUCCAUCUAUUAUGUCUUGCCUCUCUAUCUCCACAUUACACACAGUCAUUGGGGUGGAGGGAUAUUGCUUUAUAUCCCAGUUUUACUCUGGAGCGCCGUGCUUCACCUACGGCUGCAGCUGGCAUGGCACCUGCGGGUGCCGCCACACUCCUGGCCGCCCGGCGUUACACGGCAUCUGGCUGGGGAGGAGCUGAGUUCCUGUCUGGCCCACCCAGCCCUGUGUUUUUUCAUAAGGUUUUCAGCGAUAAAAUUGAUUAGAUUUUGUCCCAUUUUGUUUCUUCCAAUAUCCUACUACUUUCGAAUCUUGGCAGCGUCCUUUUAUUACAGUAUUUCUCAUGCGACGCCUGUCACCUUUCCGUCAUUGUCUCCACGGCAACACCUGCCCUGCCCCGCCCACAUCGUGAUGAGUUUGCCCUUUGCCGUUGCAGAGACGGUGCGAGCGAUGACCCACGUGAUCAAUCAGGGAAUGGCUAUGUACUGGGGCACGUCCCGCUGGAGUCCCAUGGAGAUCAUGGAGGCGUACUCCGUGGCACGGCAGUUCAACCAGAUCCCCCCCAUCUGCGAGCAGGCUGAGUACCACAUGUUUCAGAGAGAGAAGGUGGAGGUGCAGCUCCCAGAGCUCUUCCACAAGAUUGGCGUCGGUGCGAUGACGUGGUCCCCACUGGCCUGUGGGAUCAUCUCAGGGAAAUACGACAGUGGGGUUCCCCCCUACUCACGAGCCUCCCUGAAGGGCUACCAAUGGCUGAAGGACAAGAUCCUGAGCGAGGAGGGCCGGCGCCAGCAGGCGAAGCUGAAAGAGCUGCAGGCGAUCGCGGAGCGGCUGGGCUGCACACUGCCCCAGCUCGCCAUCGCGUGGUGCCUGCGAAACGAGGGCGUGAGUUCUGUGCUGUUGGGGGCAUCCAACACGGACCAGCUGAUGGAGAACAUAGGAGCGAUACAGGUCCUUCCGAAGCUGUCCUCGUCCAUCGUGCACGAGGUGGACAGCAUCCUGGGAAACAAGCCUUACAGUAAAAAGGACUACCGAUCCUAAGCUGCCGGGGGACCUCCGCUCGGCACCCUUGCCUGUUCCCACUGUUUGCUUGAGCUUUUACCGAAUGAGAGACCGGCGCAGAAGACCCGCGUAGCCUCGGCCCCGGUGGGGGAAUCGUUUAGAGCCAGCGGCUGACGAGUCCAACCCAUGGGGGGUAGUGGGGGGGCCGCGAGGAGCGGCUGAUGAGAGCUCCGCGGGACAAGCGCUCGUAGAUACGUCACUCAAAUUCAGCAGAAACGUGUUUUCGACAUAGAAGAGAAAUACAAAAAAAAAAAAACUGCACACGCUUGCUUGGCAGUCAAAAUAAACUUUCUGAUUUAUUUUUUCCUCCUCUUUCUGGCCUUUUUAAAAUACUGUAUGCAUAAAAUGGUAAAAUGGAACAUAGGUCAAUAUAGAAACAGCGAAUGAUCUGUUGCACUUGUAACUAUAAGCAGUCAUUCCCGUUUGUGUUGCGGUCUCUGAGAAAUGCACGUCCUCGGCCAUCAUGUCACCAUCUGGGCCACCCCGGCUCCCUGUCUGCUAGUCCCGUGCUCACGGCUUUCUCUCAGAUGGAUAGAUGUAGAUGAUGAGCCGAGAGGCCUUCGGCGCUCAGAAGACCCUCCGUCGUCAUCCCGCCCCUCCGACACUGUGGCUGCAUCGGGGAAACACCAGGCCAGGCGCAGGCCUGAAUCUCAAUCCACGAGGCCUCCUUGUGCGGCCGGCUGUGGAAGCAGAGACUGUGUCUCUUUUUAAAACAUCUGAAAAAACCUGGUCUUAACCUGGUACUCAGUGUGGUUUGGGUGAGAUGCUUUUGACAGCCGUUUUAUUUUGCUGCCAGUUAACACGUAAAAAGCCUGGUUGACCAGAUCAGAAAGUCGCGCAAUUUACAAGUGACGACGAGUUUUAUCUAUGUCUCUCUAGCUAAGAAAUGCUUAUAAAAUGCUUUAACCACUGUGGUGUGAUGUGUGUCUUUAAAGCAGGAUUAGAUUCAGUGCUGGUUUUACAGUAGACGUACCACCAGUGAAUUCUUCAGUUAUUUGCAAUGCAUCUCUCAUCAUAACCGGAAACAAAGUGAUUUUUAAGGAAUUAUCCAAGUCAACACAGUAAACCACCAGAAGACUGUGUUAUAUACCUCUUUACCACUGGGCCUGGAUUUACUUCAGCUGUAUGAAAGCUGGUCACUGAAAAACGCAAAUGACAUAUCACCAGUGGGAGCCCAGUUGUCAGUAACUGUUUCAGGGAGAGCAGACUGGCUGCUGGGGUCGUGUUCUGAGCUGUGAGACAGUUGGCUUGUUAGCGUGUAGGUCAGGAGCAAAAGCAGAGAGUGUGUACGACGCAGUCAUCAUUCAGCCGUUAUAUUUGACGUCUGUGCACGUCAUGUUAGCGAUGAACCAUUGUCUUCAGACAGGUGACAUUUCAUGUGGUUCAAGCCAAAGAUUUCUGAGGUGUCUUUCACUGAUGUCCCCCCUCUGAUGAAAGGGAACAUUAUUUUUUCAUCUGCUGUCUGCCUUGGCGUUUUCCUUAUCGACUUCAUGUGUUUAUUGGUUUUUGUCAUGCUGUAAGCUGUAAGAGAAGAAAUAUAUCUCAUAAAUGAAUAUAAAUAUAUGAUAAAAAUUUAUGAAUCUUUUUAAAUGGUACAUGUUCCUUUUGCUUCUGAACAUAAGAAUUGUCGGUGUCUGAUUGCGUACUCAAGGGAUUUGAGUCUUCCACUGUGGCUGUCUCUGGACCUGAUCGCACUCACGCCUCUGCUGGGAGUGCCGUGUCCAUCAGAAGUUGUUCCACUGCGGGUACGUGGACAUCCAUGAACUGUGAAGUACGUCUCCAUUGCACGGACGUUCUAAAAAUGAGCGAGGAACGAGGCUGGAUCCACGAAGACGUGUCGAGUGCUCAGUGUGACGCGUGUUUGACAGCAGCUUUUACUUCUGGAGCUUCUGCCCUCCUUGGUCUUGGGAGAAGCUACCGGGCAUCACUGUGUGGUUAUAAAUAGUUUUGUCGUUGUGUGGAGAGGAGUGAUUAGCGAGCAGCUCAAACACUUUGUGUGGACUUUCUGCCCUCUAGUGAAGCAUACGAGAAUUCCCAGGAAGUCAGACUUUCAUCUUGUCCGGUAUGGAGUAUAUUGAACUGUUACCCCUGUGCAGUCUUUGUUUUCCUCCGUGUGGCUGGUCUAGUUUACUGUACGUAGUUUAAAGUUAUGAGAACCCUGCAGUGGCGUGACAGGUGUGUACUGACAAAAAUGACAGCGGUGAUGACGAAUCCAGGUCUGACAUAGCAUUACGGUUGGAAGAGUUCUGCACUGACGUGUUGCCUUUGCUUAGUGCAUCUUCUGUCAGUCUGACUUUGCGAAGUAACCUUGUCCAAGUUUUCCUUUUUGUGCUCUCUGGCUCCACCAGCUGGGCACAGUGAAUUAUCAAUAACAAGCAAAUGAGUCUGUCUGUAGCCAUAUAAAAGCAUAACUAAUGGCAUAUUCAGUCUUCUGUGUGCACUGUUGUUUUGUACACAAUGUGACAGACUGAUUCUUCCCAUGGUGGUCUACGAGGAGCACGGUGUCUUAUUUUGGUCCAGUUAUGUGUGUUCAACUUGUCAGUUUAGCGCUGAAGGUUGGACUGCUGAUCUAUGCACGAGUGUCUUACCCAGGGUGCUUUGCGUGUUCUGUCCAGGAAAAAAUCAGCCGGAAUGGUCACAUGCCCUCUGCUGUUCCAUACACAUGUCUAAUGUGCCAGUAUGUUUCAGUGCAGACUGGAAUGUAUUGAAUUCGACCAGACCCUGAGCCUGUAAUCUGAUUUAUCCUGUGAGCCCUGCUUUGGGUCCAUUUGCUAGCAGAAAGAACAGUAGGAAUCUUUGCCCAGAAAGCCAUUGUCUGGCCUGCAUUUCCCGUAUGUCUGCGUGUUCAUGACAGCAGUGUGUCAUGGUGUCCAUUGUAACUGAUCACCAGUAUUUUAUAUGUUAAUCAGUCUCCAUAUUUUUGUUAUGGUCUGUAAUGCUGAGCCUGAGGCCACAGACAUUGUUUUUUCAAUCACAUAAAUUUUAUGUGUCGUCAUACAUUCAGAGCCUGCAGAUCUUUAGCUUUAUUAUACUUCAUAGCACUUACAGACUCUUGUGGGUAAAAAGGUAUUCCUGUUUUAUUAAUGGAUAUCAGAUCUGGAAAAAGUGUACCUCAUUACAAAUUAAUUUGGCCAGUAUUAAGAUGCUGGCAUUGUGGAUCCAUGCCCAGUGCCCCGGUCACUGCUCGCGAUGACCCUGUGUGACUUGCCUUGCAGGCAUUUUCCGUGCUUCUGCACUGGCAGUCGGCAAGGUUGUCCUCAUCUGUGAUGUGGCUGUCGUGUAGUCUGUCUCUUACCGUCACUGGUACAUUUCACUGCUGGUCUGUCCCCACUAACCAGGCAGCCUACUUUUACUGUGAGUUACACAGGAACAAAACGUUCCACACAUUAGCUUUGUUCUCCUAGAGGUAUCUGGUUGUUCUCACACGUCACAGAACCUUAUCUCUGGAUGGUUUUGGGCCUGUCAAACUGUCACCCUCGUUGUCUCUUCCUUCCCCUGCUGGGCAGGAAAAUAUUUUGUGCUUUCUUUCUGAAUUGGUAUAUCUGAUUUUGGUCGACGGAGAAACCAUUGCUGCUGCCUGAUUGGGCCGAACGUUGGGUGAAAGCCAGCAUGAGCUCACCUUCAGAAUUCUUAGGGCUGCAGGUAAAACUGUCAGAGGGUCUGGCCGCUUGCCUGUACAGCAGUAGGCCAUUCUUCUGAACCCCCAGGUUUACGUUAUCCUGGUGGUCUGCGGUGCUUUGUGAGAGGGGCGUGCCUGACGACCCUGCCAGAGUGAUACAGACCAACUGAUAGACCAGACUAGUGCUGUGGAUAACAUCAACUGUAUAUGGUAUGCAUUACACCGGGAGUAUUUUAUAUGUUCUGGAACGUUCUGCGGGUAACUGUCAGAACUCGUUUUAUUUCAGUGUUUUUUGUGACAAAGGAUUACAUUUACUGCAGAUGUCUUCUAGGGUUAUUAAAAAAAAAAUUGCUGCCGAAAUUACUUCCUCUCAACGGGUCAGAUACCUUCUGUAUGUAUAUAUUUUGACCUCUGUAUAUAUGAAUGGAUGUAUUCACUUCCACCUUUUUUAUUUUACCUUCAUUGUCAGGCAUUGCUAGCUGCAUUGUGCUUGAAUUUGAAAUUAGACAAUAUGUACAGCUUCAGUAUUUAUGAGAUGAAAAUUAAAAGAGCAUCAUGAGAUCCA